AUGAUUAUCUCUCCUGCAACCAAUAUUGCAUCGUCGCCAGUAACCCUCCCUGAUGAACUCAUCGCGGAAGUACUGUCUUUGCUCAAACCCAAAUCACUUUUGCGGCUCAAGUGUGUGAGCAAGUCAUGGAAUUCCCUCAUCUCCGAUCCAUUCUUCGUCAAUAUGCACCUCAUCAAAUCUUCACGAAAUCCAAACAUCAUUCUUUUCCCGGAAGACUUUCGAAACACUUCCAGUAUUGCCCUACUCAAUCCCUUCCUCCUACUACGUAGCAUGCUCGAGAAUCCCUUCCUCAUACCAUGCAGCUUGCUCGAGAAUCCCUCCAUCUUUCUCUUCCCGGAAGAUUCUAAAUACAAGUUGAUGGAAAGCUACUGUCAUAUUAUUGGUUCCUGCAAUGGAUUGAUCUGUUUGGUCUAUUCUCCCCUUAGGGUUGAUUCUCCAUGCCGGAAUGAAUUAUUUCUAUGGAACCCAGCAACCAAGUGGUUGUCUCAAAAGCUAGCCUCUCAUGAUUCAAAAUUCGAGUUUAAGUUCUCAUUUGGUUAUGAUAAUUUAACAGACAAAUAUAAGGUGGUGGCUUUCCGUCCCAAUAAGGUCAGAGUUCUCACUUUGGGUGAUAAUGUUUGGAGAAAUAUUCAAAGUUUUCCUACUUAUCCUUAUCACUAUACAAAUGUCUGUGUCUAUUUGAGUAAUAGUCUUAAUUGGUUUGCCCUUCGAGGUAUCCGCCCUUAUUAUCAUUAUCGUCGUGCAAAUCUCAGUGUUCAACAAUUUGUGAUUAUCUCUCUUAAUUUGGAAAUAGAGACCUACACACAGUUUCAGUUUCCCCAGGGUUUUGAUCAAGUGCCUAUUGUUCCUCCAAUUGUUUGCCGGUUGAUGGAAAGUCUUUGUUUUUCUCACUAUUCCAUGGAGUAUUCCAUAGAGUGUAGUUUUGUUAUAUGGCAGAUGAAGGAAUUCGGAGUCCAAGAGUCUUGGACGAAAUUGCUUAAAUUUGAUUAUCAUAAUAUACUUCAUAGUGUUGACCACAGAGUUGUUAGUUUGUUGCCAUUGCAUGUUUUUGAGAAUGGAGAUACGCUCAUAUUGGCACGCAAUCUUCAACAACUAAUUUGCUAUAAUUCCAGAGAAAAUAGAGUAGUAAGGCAAGCUACAUUUACAAAUAGCAUAGACUUACGUUGGUUUAAAUGUCAACCAUUGCGUUGA
Messenger RNA from Vicia villosa (hairy vetch), 1191 nucleotides. RefSeq names its product F-box/kelch-repeat protein At3g23880-like. Lineage: Eukaryota; Viridiplantae; Streptophyta; Magnoliopsida; Fabales; Fabaceae. The transcript has a single exon. Gene Ontology annotation, molecular function: protein binding. Bases 1 to 1191 code for a protein of 396 amino acids. The record is from RefSeq and is a predicted model, not a curated record.